This is a messenger RNA of Alternaria infectoria, 381 nucleotides long. RefSeq lists its product as uncharacterized. The record is from RefSeq and is a predicted model, not a curated record. The transcript has 2 exons. Lineage: Eukaryota; Fungi; Ascomycota; Dothideomycetes; Pleosporales; Pleosporaceae. Bases 1 to 381 code for a protein of 126 amino acids.
AUGGCUGCAAAAAUGCACACCCCAGCCAUCCUCCUCAUCGCGGCCGCAGCCAGCGCCGCCGUCGCCGCGCCCGUCACCACCCUCAACCCUACCGACUCAACCAACCCCGCCAACACCGCCAUCGUCGCACCUGCCUCAGCCGGCAUGGUCGACACAGAAGGCCACUGCAUGCACCCACCGCGUGCCGCCUUCGCCGCUCUUGAUGCCGCUACUGCUGCCGCCGCCGCUGCUGAGAUCGCCUCUGUUGUCGCUGCCGCCCAAGCUGCCACUGCCCAGGCUGCUGCCCAUGCGGAAGAGGAAGAGACACAAGAGCAGUACAACAAGAAGCUCGUCAAGAUGGACAAGGCGCGGGAGCACGGUGUUGUUUGCAUUGUUUUGUAG